AUGGCUCUUAACCAGGCUGAGCAGCUCGAGCGUCUGUUAGAGGCAUUUGGCGACGAUAUUUCCUUCGAGAAAGGCGCUUCUCAAGAAGUGGAAGAGACCCCAGAGGAAAUAGUGCUGGACCCUCUCCUUCUAGAUCGUCAAGUUGCAGCCAAGAAGGCCGCUAUUCAAGGCAAGUCCAUCGCUAAGCCAAUCGAGAAGCGAAGCCGCCACUACAUUGGACCGCCGCUUGAGCCUUCCACGUCCCAGGAGUUGGCUGCUGCGGAUUUCAACGCCCUAAUGCAGAAGGACUUCCCCGAGUUCGAGGGAAUGAAGGCGGGCCACCUCUCGGCGGAGAACAUGACCUUCGUAUCUUGGGAUGUCGUCCAGAGAUACCCUAUCAGCUUCAUCGGCAAGACCAACCGACCUAGGGCAGCUCCCUUCUUUGAUGCCAUAACGGAGGAGCAGACAUGGGACUUCUUUUACGUCUACCACCCCAAGGCCCUGGACCAGAUGCCGUACAUCUUCGUCCCGACAAAACAGUUCCAGCACUUCCUGGACGUUGUCAACGCUUCGAUCCAGACGAAGUUCACCAUCCCUACCGGCAAGGCGGGCGAGAUGUUCUACCUCAUGUUCGGCUCCAGCUGCACCAUCCGGCCCAAGUACAUCGCCCGCUCCGCCUCGCACAACGAGUACCGCACCCUCAGCGACACGAUUCCCCCGCCCGAAGAGGACGACGCGUGUGCCGACGCCACCGCCUUUGGGAUGGAGAUGCUCCUGACCCUGCUCAACAUGCACAGUAACUUCAAGGACGUCAAGAACAAGAGCAAGAGGAAGAAGCAGGACAAGGCGCUGAACCGAGCUGAGUCCAUCUUUGAUGCGCAGCUGUACCUCGGUCUUCGGCCCAAGGCUAGCGAUGUUAACGAGAAGGACAAGAAGGUUGAGCUGGACAGGCCGGUCCCCCAUGCACUAGAGCAGAAUGUGGUCUUCGUGUGCAUCGACAUUGAAGUCGCAGAGGAGCACCAUGGAACCGUCUUGGAGAUUGGUGUGUCGAUUCUGGACACGAACUACCUCGUUGGCGUCCCGCCUGGUGAGAACGGCUGCAACUGGGUUCCGUUCAUCAAGACCCGCCAUUUCAUCACCGAGGACUAUCGUCACAUUCGCAACCGCAAGUAUAUCAAGGGCUGCCCCGAACUCUUCAACUUUGGCAAGAGCGAGUACCCCAAGCUUAGCGAACUCGCUCAUGAGGUCCGCACCGCCGUCAGUGACCUCUCCUUCGACGGUCAUGAGGACGUCGCCGAGGCAGACAAGCGCCCCCGCAACAUCGUCCUCCUCGGCCACGACCUCGGAGCCGAUCUCGGAUACAUGAAAAAGAUGGGCGUGGAGUUGUGGAGCAUCAGCGGCGUCGCGAGCCGUACACUCGACUCCAAGGACAUGCACCAGGCCUGGCGCGCCGAGUCGCAGGGCCGAAGCUUGGGCAUGGUGCUGACUGACCUGGGCAUCGCGCACAGCAACCUCCACAACGCGGGCAACGAUGCGGCAUACACUAUGCAGGCGAUGCUGGGUGUCGCCGUCAAGGAGAGAGUCGAAAAGAGCCAGGGGAAGGCUGAGGAGGAAUCGGUUGGGGUGAAGUCAUUUGCUUGGACGGGCAUGUAG
Messenger RNA from Colletotrichum orchidophilum, 1632 nucleotides. Its product is annotated as QDE-2-interacting protein. Lineage: Eukaryota; Fungi; Ascomycota; Sordariomycetes; Glomerellales; Glomerellaceae. Gene Ontology annotation, cellular component: nucleus. The transcript has 4 exons. The coding region runs from base 1 to 1632 and encodes 543 amino acids. Gene Ontology annotation, molecular function: nucleic acid binding. The record is from RefSeq and is a predicted model, not a curated record.